CUGGCUUGCAGUGACGCGGCGCCCGCCUUCGGCGCCAUCUUGUCGGCGGCCGGGUAAGCGGAGCGCCGUGCUGGGCCGGCCCCGCCAUGCCGCACUACCAGGCCUGGGAGGAGUUCACACGCGCUGCCGAGAAGCUCUACCUCGCCGACCCCAUGAAGGUGCGGGUUGUUCUCAAAUACCGACAUUGUGAUGGGAACCUCUGUAUCAAAGUAACCGAUGAUGUAGCGUGUUUGCUGUAUAGAACAGACCAGGCACAAGACGUAAAGAAGAUCGAGAAAUUCCACAGUCAGCUAAUGCGACUCAUGGUGGCUAAGGAAUCCCGCAGUGCUGCCAUGGAAACAGACUGAAUUGCUGAAAAUAAAAUGAGUGCUCCGGUCAUAUUUCACUGGAAGAAAAUAUCUCUUGGAUUUGAACGAAUACUGGGACAGGAGAUGCUUUUUUGUACUGAAGUGGACUGACGACAAGCCUGAAGCAUUUCCCUCUGACCCUGCCAGGCUCCACUUUGGAAAACUAGGAAAAUACAUGCUUUCAAUUGAAAGCUUAUAUUUAUUUUUGGGAAUUGAACAAGAAACUAUUCUUACACAUUAGGUAUGCUAAGAAGACAAGUAAAUAUUUAGUCUGAAUUUGAUAGGCUGUAAGCAUAUUUCUGGAAAGUUACUAUAAAAUUUCAUAUAGAUUUCAUUGUGUUUCAUACCUUAUGCUGGUGUAUUCUCACAGUGAGAAGGUUUAUUAAACUGACUAAUACUGUAGCAUGGUGACUGGAUCUAAUAAUAUUUACAUAAAUGAUAUAUAUCAGUGGGCUUUAGAAGAAUGGGUGUUUUCUGAACUUAAAUGUUUAAAACUGCCAGUUUGUAUUACCAUUGUCACUAGAAAGAUUUUAGCUUUUAGUAUUGAUUUUGGUCAUAAGCUGUGCAACAUUAUCUGUGAUGCAGUUUAUAGAACUGUUAUAUUGGCUAAAUAAUUGAAAUUCUGUAUUUUAAAAAUUAAAGUGAAACUUUGCUUAAAUAUUGCUAGAGAUCAGUGAGAAACUGGGAGUUUAUUUUCUGUUUAUGCAAAUAUUGAUGUUAAAAAACAGUUGGUGGCUUUUUUCUGUACUUGAACCCUUUUAUACUAGCAGGGAGACCUUUUCCCAUCCUUGCUUCAGGCAGAGUUGAAGUAUGUCAGCAAGACAAAUUCUAGAAGCUCUUGCCUAUUAUGUUAAUAGCAAAAAUGCAACCAAACAGUAUCCAGAUUCCUUAUCUUAGCAGCUUGCUAACUGUGCAUUUUCAAAUGUUACAUGUGGCAGAUGAAUGUCAGCCAACUGAAUAAAUGGAUGAAAACCAGCUUAAUAAAUACUUAAAUACCACUGUCAAGAAGAGACCAGUGCUCCUGUGGCUUAGAUUUGUUUCUCAUUGUUACCUCCAGUAGGGUGAUGGAAGCCUUAACUGUCUUUUGCAAAGGCUCUUUACUUGAAAACUCAGUAGCUCAAAUUAAUACUUGCUUUGACUAGAUCUUCCAUACAUAAAACCAGAUGAAUAUUUUAAUGUAAUUAUCUAUUAUACUGGGCUUUUCCAGGACUAGUGUUUUGUGUUAAACCAAGCCAUGGAAGUAAAGCAGGGCCAUAGAAGGACUUGUCAGUAACGGCAUUUUUAUGUAACAAAACAAUCUACUUAAAUAGCUACCUGCUGUCACUUACAUAAAAACAAUUGAGCUACUCUGAACAGUGGAGUUCCCGUGUCUGCCAAAGGCUUGGAAGAAAACCCGGGCUUGAAUAUUGCAUUAGAGUCCCUUUCAGCUAAAUAUAGUGUUGCGUGUUGUUGGAAAAUGCAGUGCUAAAUUCCCAGUGACUAUUCAUAUUCUGGUCUACUGGAGUGACUGGUAUGCAUGUAACACUUUGCAUUUUGAAUUGGCUUUUGAAAUACAAAUAAAUGCAGAGAGAAGGCCAAACUUUGUUCUUAGUUAAACUUUAAUAAGGUACUGUAAUGUUGAAAAUUUUCCUUGGUGCUCUGAUUUAUUUUCUUAAUAUUUGCAAUAGUAUAUUAAGUAGUUAAACCAUUUUUGUCUAAAGCACUCUUCUGCAGGAUGAAUUGCUGCUGCACAGUGUCAUACAAAUGAAGAUUUAAGCUCUUAAAUUGGCAGGUGAAAAGGCUGCAGCUAUUUUAAUGUGAUUUUUGGACAUCUCAUAAACUGGUUUGGCAUGUAGAUGUCUUCUGUGAGCUGAGGUACAGGAAGGCCUCAGUGGUAUUUUCUUGUUCAUGGAGGAUAAAAGUAGAGGGAAGACCAGACAGACUUGGUGUACUAAGUGGCUGAAUGGCUUAAGCAAUAUACUUAAGCAGGUUUUAGAAGGAGGCAAUUACAGUACUAUAUAUUAGAGUAGCAGUUGUUAAGCAAAAGAGGCAGGGAAAUGGAUUUUUUUUUUCUACAUUCAGAAAUUAUUUCUGUGAAACCAUAAGGAAAUAUUAAUGCUGCUUUUGUAAGAGUAAGUGUUGUGAAGCUUGUUUUCCGUAUACUCACAGAAAAACUAGGGCGGUUCUGUGCAGUCGUAACGCGCAAGAAUAUUGAUAAAGCUACUGCUUAAAAAAAAAGCUUUUGGACAGGUACUUCUCAACUUUGUCCUGGAAUUUUCAGCAACUUCAAUACUGUGUUCAUGGGGUGGUAGAAAAGCUGUGAACUCAGCUCUUGCUUUCUGUGCUUAUACUCUUGUUGGGAGUGUGCAUGUGUAGGUAUGUACACUGACCAGUUUCCUAAUAGAAUUUUAGCGCGUUAGUCCCUCACGUUGCCAACUACUUGAAUGUGUCCACUGGUAUGUGAUGAAAAAAUCGGCUUAAUGUGGCUGCCGCACCAAAGGGGCGGUUGAAUGCGUUGCAUGUGAAGCUCUGCGCUUGGCAGCCCAGCAUGUCAGCAAAUGCUUCUAAUCACCAGCUGGGAGUUCCUGCCAGUUACAGGCUGCAAACAGGCAGUGCCGGAGCGGGUAGGCAACCUGUGCAGCUGUAGAUGGGUAACUUUGGCAGAAGUGGAAUGCUUGGGGGGCGGGGGGGGUGGGGUGGGGUGGAAAAAAGACAUUUUCCCUUGCUAUAUAUCUAAUGUUGUUGCUGCAUGUUAGUUAUCUUCAGUAAUUGUUCUGUUUUGUGAUAAUAGUUUAAUAAAGAAUAUGGGUCUUGUUAUAGCACAAAGAAAUUGAA
Messenger RNA from Falco peregrinus (peregrine falcon), 3161 nucleotides. RefSeq names its product signal recognition particle 9 (gene SRP9). Bases 87 to 347 code for a protein of 86 amino acids. Gene Ontology annotation, biological process: negative regulation of translational elongation; SRP-dependent cotranslational protein targeting to membrane. The transcript has 3 exons. NCBI's taxonomy places the organism in Eukaryota, Metazoa, Chordata, Aves, Falconiformes, Falconidae. Gene Ontology annotation, molecular function: 7S RNA binding. Gene Ontology annotation, cellular component: signal recognition particle, endoplasmic reticulum targeting. The record is from RefSeq and is a predicted model, not a curated record.